Darwinula stevensoni is the source of this 1962-nucleotide messenger RNA. NCBI's taxonomy places the organism in Eukaryota, Metazoa, Arthropoda, Ostracoda, Podocopida, Darwinulidae. The record is from the annotation of a GenBank genome assembly.
GUUGAGUUGAGCCUGCUGCAGCGCCGCAAUGAGGAGAGUCCCAUCAUGCACAUCCGCUACUGCAAAAUCCUCAUCCAAGAGUUCCAUGUCAAGGUUGACCUGACAUUUAUCAACAGUCUCCUCUCAGUUCUCCUAGAUGAUAAGCGGAGUAAGCGUGACGAGUUUGGGAAGGACAUGGAAGACAUGGUGAAGCCAGCUGAGGAACUGCUGGCCCUGCAGGGGUCAUCUCAAGUCAAGAUCUUCUUUGACCUUCUCCACUUCUCUCCACUCAAGAUGCAUCUGAGUUUUAGUCUUUCUGGAGCUGCACAACAUGGUGAGGGUCUAGCUGUUCUCUACUCAGGUGUCAUCAAUCUUCUCCUACAGGGUGUUGGAAUCACCCUCACUGAUGUGCAAGAUGUCGUCUUUAGAUUGGCCUAUUUUGAGCGGCAGAGUCGAUUCAUCAAUCCGACACAGCUGUCUCAGGAGGUCUUCUCCCACUACCUUGGUCAGUUCAUGAAACAGCUCUAUGUCCUGGUCCUUGGGUUGGAUGUCAUUGGGAAUCCAUUCGCCCUGGUUACGGGUCUCACCCAGGGGGUUGAGGCUCUCUUCUAUGAACCCUUCCAAGGAGCAAUCCAGGGCCCUGAAGAGUUUGCUGAGGGUUUGAUACUAGGAGUGCAGCGAAUGGUUGGUCACACAGUGGGAGGAGCUGCUGGAGCUGUGAGUCGCAUCACUGGGACAUUUGGCAAGGGUCUUGCUGCACUCUCUCUUGACAAGGAAUUCCAGAAGGAAAGACUGGAGCAGCAGCAGCGUCAGCGCCACCAUGCCACCAUCGCAGCUGGCAUGGCCCACAAUAUCCAGGGUUUUGGCAGGGGUGUGUUUGAGGGUGUGACAGGGGUUUUCACAAAACCAAUGGAAGGUGCUCGGUCAGAGGGCAUUGGAGGAUUCUUCAAAGGAAUGGGGAAAGGUGUGGUGGGCCUGGUGACCCGACCUACCACAGGCCUGGUGGACUUUGCUUCGGGGAGCUUUGAUGGUGUGUUUGAGGGUGUGACAGGGGUUUUCACAAAACCAAUGGAAGGUGCUCGGUCAGAGGGCAUUGGAGGAUUCUUCAAAGGAAUGGGGAAAGGUGUGGUGGGCCUGGUGACCCGACCUACCACAGGCCUGGUGGACUUUGCUUCGGGGAGCUUUGAUGUCAUCAAGAGGGCAUCUGAGGGAGCAGAAGCAAUUACCCGUCUCAGGCCCCCCAGGUUCCUCCAUCCCGAUGGUGUCAUUCGACCCUAUGUUCGCUUUGAGGCUUCUGGAAGCCAUCUCUUCAUGGAGAUUGAGAAAGGGAAGUACACAUCGACAGAUAUGUAUAUCUGCCACGUGCCAGCACGAGCAGAUGGGAAGCAGGUGGCCAUCGUCACCGACCAACGGGUCAUGAUGAUUCAGCGCAGCGACAUCUUUGGCCAGUGGGAAGUGCAGUGGGCUCACACAUGGGGGGACUUGAUCAAACCUCCAGCACUGGUCGACAAGGGGAUUGAGCUGCUUAUCAAGUCAGGGAAGAGCGGAAAGAAGGUGCUUGGCUUGUUCUCAUCUUCAGGAGAUGUCACCAGGCUCAUCACCAUCCCAAAUCGCCACACUGCACAGUGGAUCCUCGCCAAGAUGGAGGAUGCAAGAUGCUCUUCAGCCUCCUAGUCUUCCCUGACAACAUUCCUUCUUGCAGUUUUUGCUUAAUUAAUCAUUUUUGUAAAUUUUUUUCAUGGUGUUAAUCCACCUUGAUUGAUCCCUUGUGCCUUGGUACUUUGGUGAUCCAUUCUUUAUGCUCUCUCUUCAGGUCGCACACAGUGAAUGUAUGGAUAUCAGGGCUGUUAAAAAUAUGGUUUUCUAUGGAAGCUUAAUUCUGUGAUGUAAUUGCCAUGUCUUAAUUCUUUGUGAUGUAGUAGCUAGUCUUUGGCUAAAUGCUGAAACAGAGAGAGAAUAUUUGGAAUGAAUUGCUUGCCGUUG